Durio zibethinus is the source of this 1512-nucleotide messenger RNA. Its product is annotated as fasciclin-like arabinogalactan protein 21. The record is from RefSeq and is a predicted model, not a curated record. NCBI's taxonomy places the organism in Eukaryota, Viridiplantae, Streptophyta, Magnoliopsida, Malvales, Malvaceae.
UUUUUCCCGCCAAAAAUAACAGAAAUCACGAUUCAAGAACAUUCCUAACAAACCACCCCCCAAAACCGUCAGGCUCUUCAUUUCCCGAUACCACGCGCCUCCCUUCACGCCACCCCCUCCCUAUAAAUACUCCUCUCUCAGUCUUUCUCAGUCCCUCAUUUCUCAACCAUUUCAAGAAUCCAAACAACUCUGUUUUUUCGCUUCUCUGAAAUGGCGAUUAUUUCUCUGAAUCUCGUGAUCUUCCUGGCUCUCUCUUUCCUCUCCAUCUCCCACUCCACUUUCCACUCAACUCUCGCCUCCACCACCACCACCGCCGCCACUGCUCCGCCACCACUCUUCACAAUCUCACAAGCGCAGCAACCACCUCAAGAUUAUCUUCCGGACCACGCGAUCUUCUCCCAUACUUCCGUCCUAGCUCCAAUCCUCUCUCACCUUGGCUUCAACGAGCUAGCCACCGCCGCUCCUUCUCUCUACAGUGAGUCCACCACCGCCACCGCUUUGUCCGGUCCUUACACUAUCUUUGCUCCCUCCGAUUCGUCCGUCCGUACAUGCAUUUCUUGCUCCACCCCUUCCCUCCUCCGUGAACACAUGGUUCCCGGCCUCUUCACAGCCGAUUACCUCCGAAAACUCACCUUUGGUACCAAAAUUGAAACUCUCAGUCCUGGCCGUUGCAUAACCGUAACCUCCAGCUCCAGCAACCAAACAAAUCUCACCGUUCACAAAAUCUUCGUCGGCGGAGUUGAAAUCACUCAUCCAGAUCUCUUCAACAAUGGCCUAAUCAUAAUCCACGGCCUCCAAGGCUACAUCGCACCUCUCUCCCCUUUCUCUUGUGAAGUUGAACGUAUGACGUCACUCUCUUUCCCAUUCCACUACGAUCGUAGCCAAAAUAACCAACUUCCUCAGCAACAAGAUGUCGCUCUGAUGCAAUUCAUGCUACGAGACGCCAUCCUACGGCUGAGAAACAACGGCUUCUCCAUUCUCUCAAUCGCUAUGAAAAUCAAGUACGCCGAACUCGUUUCCCUCAACAACGUCACGAUCUUCGCUCUUGAUGACGCCUCAAUCUUCUCCGGUUCGUACUCUUACAUCAACAAUAUAAGGUUCCAUAUCGUGCCAAACCAGUUUUUGACUAUUGCGGAUCUAGAGAGACUUCCAGUCGGAACCACGUUGACAACGUUGGAUAGAGGGCAGAGUUUGGUGGUGACGACGGCGGGAGGGAUUAUAAACAAUCCAAUGAUGAGGAUUAACUAUGUGAGGAUCAAGGCUGCUGAUGUGAUAAGGAAUUUGAAUGUUAUAGUGCAUAGCAUUUAUUUGCCCUUUCCUCAUGUUCAUCCGAUGGUGGGGGCGAGUGAUUCUAUGUUAGGUGGUGGAAGUCAGACGUCGACGGUGCCAGGAAUAGAUGGGGCUUGUGAAUCUCUGGAUGAGCAAGGUGGAUGUGGAUUGAGCCAGAUCAAUCACGUCACGGCUCAGGUUAAGCCGCAUAUGCCAGAGAUUGAAGAUCAUCAUGGUCUUUGA